AGUCCAGAUAAGCAACAAAUGCAAUAUCAAGAUGUGAAAGAAGUGAUUAUGGGAGAGGAAGAAACCCCUCUGGCAACAUACAAGGCAAUCAACAAGGAGGAGGCAGAAAAACAAGACAAGCUAGAAAGGCAAAUAGAACAUAUGGGAAAGAUGCUAAGCAAACUUUUGGAAAAUGGUCAGCUAUCACCUAGCAAGAAGAAACAACAACAUGAAAGGCAAUAG
Acaulospora morrowiae is the source of this 222-nucleotide messenger RNA. Lineage: Eukaryota; Fungi; Glomeromycota; Glomeromycetes; Diversisporales; Acaulosporaceae. The record is from the annotation of a GenBank genome assembly.